AUGGCGAGCCGCCUGGAUGCCAGCGUGGGCGUUCUACUCCGCGUCGCUCAGACGCCCUCGGGCGCCGCGCUCCUGGCAGAGCGUCGCAUCUUCCAGCUCCUGGCAUUCUGCCCUCUUCUGCGUGAGUUCGUCUUAAGCAACGAGUCGAGCUACGUGGUGCCUGCAAAUUCCAUUGACGGUGCACCGAUGGUCAUGGCCGAGAAGCAGCGGCGAAAUCUCUUGGCGGCUUGGAGGAGGCCUGCUCACAGCAGCUGGUGCCGCGUCCUACUCCUCGUGGCUACCAUCCUUUCCUCGGUGUCUGCACCCUCCGGGGCAGAGCACUUCCUGCAGGUCUACAGGGAGCGCUUCUGCUUCGUCUUUCAGACGAACCUCCAAAGCGGAAGAUUGGCGGCUCUGGAAGAAGCGACGCUGAUGGCCCGAGUUUUGGCUUUCCUGUCGAACUCCUGCAGCCUUGCGCAAAGCUUGGCCACGGACGCCUCUUUGAGGGCCAUGAUCUUCAUCAUGGCCAGCUGCCUCACAGAGCGCUCGUCCCCUUCGGAGGUGUUUCUUCCAAUCUCUGCCGAGGAACGAGCUGCCGCUUUGGUGCAACAGGUGGCCGUGGAUGGAGACAGCACUUCCGCACAGGUGCCUUCCAUUUUCCAUCAGCGCGUGGAGUACUUAGGACUGGAGGUCACCAGGAGCCUGCUCCUCGCGUUGCUCCGGAUCUCGUCGUCACCUCAGUGGGCCCUCGGAAGGGCCUCCCAGGUCACUGGUUCGGUGGCGCUACCUCCGCCCGCACCAGGGUGGCCUACGGCAUAUCAAAGCGUCUUCGGCCUGAGGAAUGCCGGAGGCAACGCGGCCUUGGGCUCCGAGACGGAUCUGCUCCGAUUCUGGGCGGCCCUCAUGGACGUCGUACUGGAGGCAGGAAGAAAAGCCUUGGAAGUCCUCGAGACGCUGCGUGGAACCCGUCAGGAGCUGAAUCGACUGCUGAUCUCCUCCUGUGCCCCACCGGGCAACAGAGAGGAAGGCGAUGCCUGGCUACCGCUUUCCCUGGCUUUGGUGGGAGUUGGCGAGUUCUGCACUUAA
Messenger RNA from Symbiodinium sp. CCMP2592, 1065 nucleotides. The record is from the annotation of a GenBank genome assembly. NCBI's taxonomy places the organism in Eukaryota, Dinophyceae, Suessiales, Symbiodiniaceae.